GGGUUCUUUCUUUUUUCCAUUUUAAAGAAAAGAAGGAACAAAAAUGAUUCAACUCUUGGUUGGGUUUGGAGUGUUCAAAGUUGUGGACUCAAGGCAUCCUGAGUACAAAAAGGGUGACUUAGUUUGGGGCUACACUGAGUGGGAAGAAUAUACUCUCCUUAGUAUGCCUCGUCUCACUGCUUAUGUUGGGCUGCAUGAUGUUUGCUUUCCUAAGAAAGGAGAAUACGCAUACAUUUCAGCAGCAUCUGGUGCAGUUGGUCAGCUUCUUGGGCAGUUUGCCAAGUCAGCGGGUUGUUAUAUAGUUUGAAGUGCUGGAAGCAAAGAAAAGGUCGAUCUGCUGAAGAACAAAUUUGGGUUUGAUGAGGCUUUCAAUUAUAAAGAAGAGAAUGACCUCGAUGCUGCUUUGAAAAGGUUCAAGGCCAAUUUGAUGAAAACGUUGUACUAGACAGAUCCUGCAGCAUUGACUGAAAAAGUUGCUUGUGACUCCUCAAUGUAUGACAGUUUCCUGAAAACACAGAUCAAAUGUGCAAUCUUCAUGUGUAAUGUCAACAUGUCUUCUUUUCUUAAGUUUCUAAGAAUCCACAAGUUUUUUGUGCAACAAAUAAUCCCUUUUAGAGAUGGUUCAGAUAAGAUUCAUUACUUGUUUGUUUAUUCAUAAAAGUAAAUCGUAGAUUUAAUU
Messenger RNA from Rubroshorea leprosula, 679 nucleotides. The record is from the annotation of a GenBank genome assembly. Lineage: Eukaryota; Viridiplantae; Streptophyta; Magnoliopsida; Malvales; Dipterocarpaceae.